Messenger RNA from Closterium sp. Yama58-4, 1071 nucleotides. The record is from the annotation of a GenBank genome assembly. Lineage: Eukaryota; Viridiplantae; Streptophyta; Zygnematophyceae; Desmidiales; Closteriaceae.
AUGGUGGCCGAGGACCGCAACAUUGUCAUCCUGGUUGACAAUGCCAGCAGCCACAACCUGCAGAGUGAGGAUGCGGAAUCUGAAGACCUCUUCGGAUUUCGCACCCGCGUUCUCGGGAACAUCCGUCUGGUCUUCCUGCCGCCCAACACGACUGCUUUCACGCAGCCGCUUGACCAGGGGCUGAUUGCCACCACGAAGGCACGCUACCGCCAGCACUGGCUCCGCACGGUCACAAGCCUGUGGGAGGCCGGCGGCUCGCCUGCUGCGCUUGCGCGCUAUCACCCGAACAUGCGUGAUGUCAUCGCAUGGCUCUCCGAUACCUGGAUGAACAUCCCCGCCCGCACGAUCCAGCGCUGCUGGUGGCGGACGGGCUGCAUGCCGCGCUCCUGGGCCAUGGAUCUUGCGCAUGUCGGCCGUGACGGACUCGCCCCGGUUGGCGACGGUGUCGUGGCGGCGCUCCCCAUCGACCUCGACGAGGACAUCGGCGACGUCGGCAUCAUGAUCGCCGGGCUGCGCCUCGGCCCGAGCGCCAUGCCCGCCGCCGAGUUCGUCGCCAUCGACGACGAUCAGCCUACGUGCGCGGAGCCGGGCGAUGAUCCGCUGGCCAUUGAGCCCCGCACGCCGUAUUCGGCGACAUCAUGGGAGCCGCCCGCCACCAUGCAGGAGGCGUACGAUGACGACCAGCCCGAGAGUCGCGAGGCGAGGCGUUAUGCGCGGGCGGCAAGCGAGAUGUUAAUCGGCUAUGCCAAAGUGACCGGCAUCACCCCGCGCAACCUGUGCGCGCUCUUCGAGAUCAAGAACCCCAUCAUCGUGGCACGUAUGGAGCGCGCGAGCCCGCCCCUGAACCUCAACGCGGCGCCUCCAACCACCCCUGGGCUGCUCGCAUCUGAGAGUGGCGCGCAUUCGCCGGCCGCUCAUGUGGACGGCCCCGCGGCGACGAGGAGUCGCCGCGGGCGCGUCCUUCCUGCGUGGAUGUAUGCGCCGGCGCCGACGCGCCAGCAGCUCAUCGACUCUGGCAUGACUGCCGUGAUGAACGGCUAUGUCGAUGCCGCGGAGUGGAUGACAAUGUGA